This is a messenger RNA of Macroventuria anomochaeta, 447 nucleotides long. RefSeq lists its product as uncharacterized. The transcript has a single exon. Lineage: Eukaryota; Fungi; Ascomycota; Dothideomycetes; Pleosporales; Didymellaceae. The record is from RefSeq and is a predicted model, not a curated record. The coding region runs from base 120 to 356 and encodes 78 amino acids.
AUGCAGAAUAAAAUCAUUGCGCGAGCUUAACCGGGGGCCUAUUAACAGUUGGUAUUGCUUUGCAAUAAUCACAUUUACCCAUGGCAUAUCAAAGAUGAACACGCGGAAGCAGAUGUCGAAUGCUGCGUUGUCCUCAUCCGAAACACAUCAGAGGCCUCAAAUCAGGAUCACCGUACCCAGUACGAUCUUCACCCCCAAGCAUCUUGGCGCACACAAGCUCCGCUCCGCUUUAUAGGUAUGCGAUGCUUCAAGUCGCAUCGCCUGGACGGUCGACUUCACCGAACUCUCCGAUCUGUGCCACGUUUUCUCAACGACGAAGAGAAAGACUGGGCGCUCAGGCGAAUGAGGCUCGAUGACCACGGCACAACAAGCGUAAACGUCGACGAAGAGAAGUCCGACUGGUACUGGGCCAGGAUGGCAUUCAAGGCUUCGCAAACGUAAUUAAAC